Cyclocybe aegerita is the source of this 654-nucleotide messenger RNA. The record is from the annotation of a GenBank genome assembly. NCBI's taxonomy places the organism in Eukaryota, Fungi, Basidiomycota, Agaricomycetes, Agaricales, Hemipholiotaceae.
AUGCCUCCUAAAAUCAAAUCUGUGUUCUCUGAAGAAAAGAACCCUCGUGGCAUCCCGAAGGCCCCGUUUAUCGCAAACGUCGAUGAAUACAUGGGCGGGCCUGACGGAGACGUCGAAUCAACUCUGGCAAGCUUCCAGGAGGCACUGGCGAAGUACCGUUAUAUGGACUCGAGCCUAACUCAACGUCGAGCAAGCCUAGAGGAGAAAAUACCUGACAUAAAAAAGACUCUGGAUAUGGUUGAGUACCUUCAGGAGAGGAGGGAAGGCAAAAGCAAAGCCAAUGAAGACGAAGAUGAUAUGGAUGAUCUAGAAGAGGAGGGAUCGCCAAAACCUCUUAGGACAACGUUCGAGCUGAACGAUACACUAUAUGCUGAAGCUGAGCUCGAAGAUACUGAUACAGUCUACUUGUGGCUUGGAGCAAACGUCAUGCUAUCCUACAAACUACCGGCCGCCGUCGUCCUGCUUAAAUCGAAAUUGGAAGCAGCCCAGACAAGUCUGAAUAACACCAUCGAGGAUCUCGAAUUUUUGAGGGAGCAAACAACCAUUAUGGAGGUGAACACGGCUCGGGUAUACAAUUGGGACGUAAAACGAAGAAGAGAACGCCGUGAAAAGGAGGCAGCAAGGCUCGCAGUUGGCAGCGAAAGCGGUCAAUAG